AUGGCUACAAAUAAGCUUCUCUUGACCUUCGCUAUUUGUAGACUAAUUGUAACCGUCGGAUUGACGGUGGACCCCACGGAGCUUCUCCGCCUGGGGGUCGACGGCCAGCUAAGCGUCGACCCGGCUGACGUCGAAACGGCGUCGUCGGACUUCGGCUUGAUGACGAGAGCCAAGCCGCUGGCAGUCUUGCACCCGGCCUCAGCUGAAGACGUCGCGAGGCUCAUCCGAGCGGCUUACGGCUCGGCGCCGGGGCUGACAGUAUCGGCGCGGGGACACGGGCAUUCGAUAAACGGACAGGCGCAGGCGACCAACGGAGUGGUCAUCAAAAUGAGCAGCUCAAGAGAAAGGACUGCGGCUGAUCAGACUUCGGCGGCGGCGGCGGCGGCUCGGCCUCAGGUUUCGGAGAGAGAGAUGUACGUGGACGUGUGGGGAGGAGAUUUGUGGAUAGAUGUGCUGAAGGCGACGUUGGAGCAUGGCUUGGCGCCAAAGUCGUGGACGGAUUAUUUGUAUUUGACUGUCGGUGGAACGCUUUCCAAUGCUGGAAUCAGCGGCCAAACUUUCAAUCACGGUCCUCAAAUCGCAAACGUUCAAGAACUCGACGUCGUUACAGUUGGCAAGGGUGAGCUCUUGACGUGCUCGGAAGAGAAAAACUCAGAGCUGUUCCACGCUGUUCUCGGUGGUCUAGGGCAAUUUGGAAUCAUAACUAGGGCUAGAAUUGCUCUUGAACCAGCUCCUCAAAGGGUGAGGUGGAUUCGAGUACUGUAUUCCAAUUUCUCCUCAUUUACCAAAGACCAAGAGUUUCUAAUCUCUUUGCAUGGACUCCCGGCAUCCCAAAGAUUCGACUAUGUUGAAGGUUUUGUAAUAGUAGACGAAGGCCUCAUUAACAAUUGGAGAUCUUCAUUUUUUUCACCUCGAAAUCCUGUUAAACUCAGCUCUAUUAAUGCCGAUGGAGGUGUAUUAUAUUGCUUGGAGAUAACAAAAAAUUACGAUGAAUCAACUGCCGAAACCAUUGAUCAGGAAGUAGAGGGCUUGCUAAAGAAAUUGGAUUUCAUACCGACAUCAGUCUUCACAACGGAUUUGCCAUACGUGGAUUUCUUGGACCGGGUCCACAAGGCCGAGUUAAAGCUCCGGUCCAAGGGCUUGUGGGACGUGCCCCACCCAUGGUUCAACCUUUUUGUCCCCAAGUCGAGGAUUUCUGACUUCGAUGAGGGUGUGUUCAAGAGUAUUUUGGGUAAUAAGACAAGUGGGCCCAUUCUCAUCUACCCCAUGAACAAGGACAAGUGGGACCAGAGGAGCUCGGCGGUGACACCGGAUGAGGACGUGUUUUACCUUGUGGCAUUGCUGAGAUCGGCCUUGGACACCGCGGAUGAGACCCAGUCAUUGGAGUACCUGAUGCAUCAGAACCGUCAGAUCCUCAGAUUCUGCGCCGCUGCCGGGAUCAAGGCAAAGCAGUACCUGCCCCACUACACAACACAACAGGAGUGGGUGGACCACUUCGGAGAUAAGUGGGCCCAGUUUCACAAGCGCAAGAUGGAGUUCGACCCCCGCCAUAUCUUAGCCACAGGCCAACGCAUUUUCACUCCUUCCUUCGCCCACAAUACCAAGAACACCAAACCUAUCAAUACUCACAACAGCAUAAUAGCUUCAUCGUGAUUCAUCAAAAAAACCAAAAAAAAUAAAAAAUUCACAUAUUUAGAGACUAGCCUAGACGAAUCGCUAUUGAUAUACAUCUAGAUACACUAGUGUUGAAGUACUGAGCUAGCUAGUAGUAGGGUUAAGCUUUGUAUAUAUCAUAAUAGAGCUUUAGCUUUUAUUUAUUUAUUUAUUUAUUUAUUUUAC
Morus notabilis is the source of this 1839-nucleotide messenger RNA. RefSeq names its product cytokinin dehydrogenase 5. The transcript is spliced from 6 exons. Gene Ontology annotation, molecular function: FAD binding; cytokinin dehydrogenase activity. The coding region runs from base 1 to 1653 and encodes 550 amino acids. NCBI's taxonomy places the organism in Eukaryota, Viridiplantae, Streptophyta, Magnoliopsida, Rosales, Moraceae. The record is from RefSeq and is a predicted model, not a curated record. Gene Ontology annotation, biological process: cytokinin metabolic process.